Messenger RNA from Branchiostoma belcheri (Belcher's lancelet), 7170 nucleotides. Its product is annotated as probable helicase senataxin. The record is from RefSeq and is a predicted model, not a curated record. Lineage: Eukaryota; Metazoa; Chordata; Leptocardii; Amphioxiformes; Branchiostomatidae. Gene Ontology annotation, cellular component: nuclear body. Gene Ontology annotation, molecular function: transcription termination site sequence-specific DNA binding; helicase activity. The transcript is spliced from 25 exons. The coding region runs from base 1 to 7170 and encodes 2389 amino acids. Gene Ontology annotation, biological process: termination of RNA polymerase II transcription.
AUGCCGGGGUCCUGCCUGUGGUGCACCUGCCCGGAGCGUAUGCGGCAGCUGCUCCCGGACAGUGUCUCGCUGCGAGCGCCGGCGUGGCUGAACACGGUUCACCAGGACCUACUGUACUGCUGGGACUGUGUGCUGGAGUAUCACCACGGCAGGGAGGCUGUCACACGGGCUAGGCCGGAUCUAGCAAAGGUUCUGACACAAAAGGAAGUGGCAAGACUGGAGGAAAAUUUCACCCUCAGCCUGGAUCACCAUGACAACUUGGAUGAUGCUGUUGCCAUGGAAACACUACAUUUACCCCUGUUGGAAGUGCUGAAGUUCCCCUACCUCCUGUUGCAUCAGAAGUUGGCCUCGUUAGUAGAACGUGGUAUCCAGGCCCUGUCCACGUCAGGCCGGCCACUCAUUCUGGAGGAGAAGUCAGCAGGGGUGUAUCUACUACUGGUACAUCCCAACAGACAGAUCAGGAAAUGGGCGAUCAAGUCGGUCCGUUCCCUGGGCAUGGUCCAGCCGCAUCAGUACGAGGAGAUCAAACCUGUGAUUGGCUGGCUGCUGUCCGUGGUGAACUUUGACCUGUUUGAGAACCCUGGGAUAGGUAUGGAUGUUGAUGACCCUCCCUGUGGGAUGGAAGACUCUGUUGUCCUGCCUCCGUUCCUGUUUGACACCUGCGGCUACAAAGACUACUGGUUAGGCAUCUGUCUCCUGCUGUCCUCCCUGGACCCCUCGACCAUGAGGACUCAGAUGUUUGGGGCCAGCGGACACAGACACAUCCCUGAUGCAGUCCUCAACGCCAUGGAACCACAGCAGGGUCUGAAGGCGGGUGGUUUCUGGCCGGCGCUGCAGUGUCUGGUGGUGCUGUUUGACCGGCUAGGCUCACGGAUCUGGCAGUUCAUGUCACAUGACCCAGCAACAGUCUUCUCAACCAUCACCCAGAACAAGCUGUUCCAGAAAGAACUGCUCUCUAUGGAAACCUGCCAAGGGAAGAAGAGUAGUGAUGCAAUGGUUUCCUCAACAUCCAAACACACUCCAACUAAAAGCCAGCCUAGUCAGUUGCCUGCUUCCCCAUCCCUUUUCUUGGAAAGAUAUUCAGUAAAACAGGAGUGUGAUAGCAGCUGCCAAUCACAGACAAGCUUCUAUAGGCAAGAGCCAAUCAGGGACUCCGGUAGUAGCACCGCUGCAGAAGAUCACUGUAGCCAACCAAUCACAGACAGUCAAGCUGUGUAUGAGGCUUCUGAUUGGUGCCUUCAUCAGACCAAUGAAGCUGUUGCUCUCAGAAUACCUGAGGAUGACCUUCCAGAGGUUAAACUGUACUCCAGCAUUCCUGAUGUCUUGACAGCCCAAACAAAGUCAGCAAAUGUGCAUACUUGUGCUUUCACCUGGUUCGUGCCAUAUGUAAGUUCACUUAUUGAGUUUGGUGAAAUAGCAGGAGAACACUUAUCAUCAGUAAUUAUGUUCCUUGCUGAGCAUUCUGACCAUACUAUGCAUGGGACUCCCUCAUAUCAGUGUAAACUAGUAGAACAGUGCCUUACAGUAUUGCUGCAUCUUUUGGAACUGCUGGUGUCCAAGAACAUGCACAGACUGUUGUUGCCUACAUGUAGGGUUUGGGUUUCGCUUGCACUGAAGCACUGUACUGGUCAGAAGUUGUCGCACAAGGCAAUGUGGUCUUUGGCUAAACAUGGAACACAUGGAAUCAACCAAACAUGCCUCAAGCUGCUGGUGAGCCUUCUGAAACAGGGAGUCAAGAUACAGCAAGAUGACAGAAGUGUGCAGUUCCUGGACAAGCUGAACUUGCAUUUGUUUAGGAAGAGAGGUCCUGACAGAGACCCAACUUCAAGAGCACUCCUGUCUGAGGUUGAAGUGCAGGAAAUACAGAAGUGCAUAGAAGGGAUUCUGAAGGCAAAGGUAGCAUCCAGUGCAAUGUCAGCAGUAGUGCCGUCUUCCAUGCAGUGUGACCAAUCAGAAGGCAGAGAGAUAUUACACCAGCCAAUCAAGUGCAAUGAUGAUAGAAGUGUGGCAUCACCAUCUGCUGGUCCCUCCUGGGAAUCAUGUGCUUAUGAUGAUGAUGAAGUCGACCUUCUCACUACCUCUAGUGACGACAUUGACUUGACAGAAGCAAUCAAGUCUGUACAGAAAGAACUGGACAACCUAGAAUGCAAUUAUAAUGAUUACUUCGAAAAGGAAGAAGAUCACCCAGAGUCUCCAAGAGAUUGCUUGGACCCCACAAUACAAGGUACUGAUGAAAGGAUGACUUCUUUCCGUGAAAUGUCGCUAGUAGUUAAAGAGGAGCCCUCAGACUCCAAACAAGGAGGCAGUAAGAGAACUGGGCACAAAUCUGGAACUACAGAUAAACCCAGUCAUGCAAAGGGAGUGAACAAGGAGGUAGGAGACUCUGCUGACACUGAUAUUCUACUCCUGACAGGCCUGUUGAGUGAGAAUGUAGCUCAGAAAGGCUCGCAAAGGAUGAUGCAGAACAUAUCUCUCACCCCGACUCGCAAGGAGAAGUCCAAAGCUACAACCAGCCCAGCUUUCAAGAAAGCGACAGGAGUAAAGAUUAAAACUGAACCCCAGUCAGAGCCCACUGAUCGGAGUUGCAGAGUGUCUACAAGUUUAUUCCAGAGAACAGAGCAACAGAAACACACUGCACGUAAAACUCUCCCAUCCUCACUACCAGUUGCAGACAGAAAUACAGAGAGAACUUCUCCAGCUAAGGUAGACCACGCGUCACCCGUGGCAAGUAACAAAAUUCGCACUGCACGGAAGAGUGUCAUGCCGUACAUUCAGAGUACUGGAAGCAAGGAGUCUUUACUUUCCUGCAAAGAAGGUGUUAAAGAUAUGAUUUCGGACAUUCAGGGUCUUCCUGUACAUAGCAGAGAUAUCUUCGUCAAAUCAGAAGAAGGACCACCUAGUUCAGGAAUCUCUGUCAAAUCAGAGAGAGAACCAGCUAGUUUUGCACAGAAUACAGUCCAGGACAACAUCAGUGAUGGUGCAGUUUCAGAAGAUUCUGUCAUUGUUAUUUCUGAUGAUGAUGAAGAUGACAUGGAGGACCACAGGAGACAGUCUGGAGAGGAGAAACAGGAUCUACAUGUACAAGAGAACAGAGUCAACCUCCUUCAUUUGACCCUGCCUAACAUGCAGCCUAAAGUGGUCCUGAGGAAACUCUCACCUCGCACAAUUGAAGCUCACAUGUCUGGUAGAAGAGCCUUCUUCCCACAAGAACAAUCGAGGACAAACUGGGAAGCCUCCGCAUCUGACAGUGAGGAGGACAGCUUCCCUGUGUCUACAGGAAGGCAGGGGAAAAAACAGACCUUUAGUAGCAGUGGUGAGGACCUGUCAGACAUUGACUCUGUUCCCUUGUCUGCCCUAGUCAAAAUGUCUUCCUCAAAGGUAGAUGGUGACGUCAUCAGUAUCUCAGACUCAUCUGAAGAACCAUCCUCUGUAGACAACGCACCACACAAGAUGAGUUCCACAGGAAACAGGUGGAAACAGAAGGUUCUUAAGAAGAGGAGAAGAAGUGUGGUUCUGUCUAACAGCAGUGAUGAGGAUGAGGAUGUUAGACAAGAUUGUGUUCAGCCGAUGACUUCAGAAAAGGCUGCGAAGGUGGAAAAGGAUCCGCUUGCCAGCCCAGGGAUGCAGCGGAAGAUCAAGAGGAAAGUUAGCAGACUAUUUGGUGACUCCAGCUCAGAAUCAGACAAUGAAAUAGAUCAAGGGUCAAUCAAUGAGCACUGCAGAAAAAACAUCUCUAACUCUUUUACUUCAAAUGUAAUUGAAGAGGAGAAGAGUAGAGACAGUAUGUCGUCAGAAUUCUCAAAUGAAGACCCAAAGCAAAGUCAGUUGUCCACGUGUAGAGAAAUGACCUCACCUGGUCCAUCAUCCAGAAUUCUCAGCAAACUGUCGCUAAAAGCUGGACGGGUAGAUGACCAAAGUAGUGGCCAGAAUAGCCAAACAAGUCAAUGUAAGAACGACCAUGAAAGUGUAAGUGAUGCCCACACAAGCAAGGGGAGUUUGACACCAAAGAUGGAGAUUGUAAGAAUUGCCAGUGCCUCAGUUCAUGUUGAUGAAAGCAAAGAUGCUGUAACCACCCAACCAUCAGACACAAGUAACAGUCGUGCCUUCAUAGCAUCAGAUUCAGAGGACUCAACCAUUGUUCCAGCAGGCAAAGCAGCAACAACACAGAGCAAACUGCAGAACUCCCCUCUAAAGAUAAAUUCCUCUGUGGCAAGCAAAAUCAGAUGCCAGCUUUUGAAAAACCAGCACAAAUCUACAGACACUACGCAAAGUAAAGUACAGAGUAGCGAUGUAGAGAAGGGACAACAUUCAUCAUCAGGAGAAUCAAAGAAGAGAGAGCUAACGGAUAUGGAGCUUCUUGCAGCUGACAACAAGAACUCUGGCACAGAUUCUCAGGAAGACACACUGGCCACAUUUCUCAUAGACGACAACGCUGAAGAUCACUCGUACCUAAUGGAGAGUAGUGACCAAGCCUGGCUCGACAGCGAGUCAGAGAAAGACGAAAGAACAAAGUGUUUCAUCACAAAGAAAUUCUACAAGUCAUGCAGAAGAGAUGCUGCAUCAACCACACAAGACACCUCUACUUGUGCCUCCCUGAAGAGGAAAGAUAGUCAUCAUGAUAACAUAUUCUCAUCUUCUAUUGCUCCUGAAAGAAAAGCAGGUUCUACAGUUGAACAAAACACAAAGAAGAAGAGGAAGAUAAGACACAAGGAUUUUGAAGACAAUUCUACAGUUAGAAGUAAAGAUUUCAAUAAACCUAGAGGCAGAGACGCAGCACAUUCUCUUGCUGAUACUUGGCACAGAGAGGAUGCAUGGGGAGGAACAAACGAUGCAGAGAAUGGCGACACCAUAGAUUAUGACGAGCCUGUUUACUUUGACUUUGACCUGGACGAGGUUCCAGAGGAGGAACAGGAACAUUUCCUGGCACAGAAGUUUGCCUCGUCACAGGAGACGCCAAAGAAGAAAACAGCGCGGAAGAAAAAGGUUCAGCACGUGCAGGCAUCGAAGAAACUGGCAAAAGGAAAAGGAGGGAAAAGGGUAAAGACUGCCGCCAGGCUUCGUCUGACGUCUCGCAGCACCAUGCUGACAGAAACCAUGAUUCAGACCAGACGACCACACAGCAAGUCCAGUACAGAACCAGCUCAAACCAGUACUAGCCAGUCCAGCUCUCUUGAAACCAGUGCCAACCAGUCAGCUAGGAGCAGUACCGACCAGCCACAACUGGAUCAAACUGAUGCCAACCUUUCGGAACCUCCUGAAGGUCAACCUGAAAGUGCCUUGGGUGUUCCCAUUAGUGCACAGAUCUCCACCACUGCUCCAUCUAAUUCGUACAAACAGAAACCAGCUGCAGUGAAACCCACAAUAAAGGAGCUGCCCCCACCUAAAGUCCAGCCCAGCAGACCAGUCAACCCUGACUACUUCUUAACAUGCCUCCUGCAGUGGAACCCUCAGUGGAUGGAGGAAACAACCAGACCAGUGUUGCCCUUCCCUUGCCAUGGCCUACAGCCAGUUCCUCAGAUGUUUGGGUCAUUUGACGACUACCUGAAAACCUUCACACCUCUCCUGUUACUGGAAACAUGGGAAAUGAUCUGUAAAGAGAGGGAGAGUGCAAACUCCAAAGGACCUGCUGCCCAGAUGAAAGUUACUGUGGGGACUUGUUUCGAGGCACGGUGUCUUCAACUCAUGCACACCCAUACCCUGGUGAAAAAACAAACCUCCACUCCUGCUGAGGGAGACCUGUUGGUGCUGAGUGCUGACAGGAGAAGGGACCAGGAACAGGACAGUCCCACACAUGUACAGGCAUUCGGUGUGGUGGAGAAGGUUAUCAAACAGCCAAAUAUAGGAGGAAGUAGUGAUUACUGGAAGCUCACUGUGUGCAUCAAAGUCAACCCAACAACCUUCCCUGUCACAGAGGGACAGACUGUUAACAUCCAGGUGGUGACAUCUCUGGUGGUGAGUCAGCGUCAGUGGAGUGGUCUGAUCUUCCUUCAUCGCUCCCUGCUCGCUAGGGACAUCCUACGUCCUCGGGGACCCUCUGUCUUCUCUAUCCAAACUGACUUCUCCCAGAGAGCACACGUGGUAGGGCGGUACAACCCCAUGCAGAGGGCAGCCAUCGCAGGCGCUGCCCAUGCUGCCCUGCAGCCCUUCCCCCUGCCCAGGAUAUGUCUGCUGCAGGGUCCGCCUGGGACAGGCAAGUCUCACACCAUCGUGGGGCUGGUCAGGAAAAUCAUCCAGGCUGGCAACCCCCCUCCAGAUGGCAACCCCCCUGUCCCACCGGAGAACAAGCCCCGUGUGCUGCUGUGUGCCCCCUCCAACGCUGGCAUUGAUGAGCUGGUACGGCGCAUGAUCCGAGAGGUUCGACAGGGAGAGGAGGAGAAGGAAAACACCAAGAGGUUUUACACAGGGAACUGUGGGGACUUGAACCUGGUGCGUCUGGGUCGGCCAGCCUCCAUUCAUCCUGAUGUACAGGGCUUCAGUCUGGACAACAUCGUGGAGAAACAACUCAAAUCCUUCACCAAAGAAGUAGAGACCAGCAAGGAGCGUCACAUCGUGGUGCAGCUGACAGCGCUGGAUGUGAAGAUAGCAGACCUGGAGCGGGAGUGUGGCAUGCAGCGACUCAUGGGGAACACACACAAGCAGAGAGAGGUGGAGAGGAAGAGAGACACACUGCAGGCACAGAGGGACAAACUGGACAAGACAAACAGACAGGUCCAGCUGAAGAAGGAUGAGUACCAGCGGGAGGGUACACGGAUCAGACAGAGGGUUCUGAUGGAGGCUGACGUUGUGUGCUGUACUCUCAGCACCAGCGGCUCCAACAUGCUGGAACAGGCCAUUAGCAAGGCAGGGGUGGCCAGGAGUAUCCACUUCACCUGUGCCAUCAUUGAUGAGGCUGGACAGUGUAAUGAGCUGGAUGCCCUGAUUCCCCUGCAGUACGGCAUGUCUAAACUCAUUCUGGUGGGAGACCCUGAACAACUGCCCGCAACUGUACUGUCAAAGAAAGCCCAGGACUUGAACUUCCGUCAGUCCCUGUUUGAGAGGCUGUACCGAGUCUUCAAACCCCGGCCAGACAACCCGGUCCUCAUGCUGGACACACAGUACAGGAUGCACCCUGCUAUCUGUGCCUUCCCCUCACACAACUUCUACUGUGGGAGGUUGAGAACUGACAAGUAA